GGGUAUCUUUGUACUUUUUUCAGCUUGAAACUAUAUCUGGGACACUAGUGUUACGUUGGGUGAAUUCACAACUUGGAAGAAUAUUAUCAUGGGUUGAACGUGCUAUUCAACAAGAGGCAUGGAAUCCGAUAUCGGCUCAACAACGACAUGGGAGUUCAAUUGUUGAAGUUUACCGGAUUGUGGAAGAGACAGUUGAUCAAUUUUUUGCUCUCAAAGUUCCAAUGAGAUCUGGGGAACUGAAUAGCCUAUUGAAUGGAAUUGAUAAUGCCUUUCAAGUUUAUACAAAUCAUGUUGUCGACAAGCUAGUUAGCAAAGAAGAUCUCAUACCACCUGUGCCUAUUCUCACACGAUACAAAAAAGAAAGUGGAAUUAAGGCAUUUGUGAAAAAAGAAAGUGUUGACCCAAGGCUGCCUGAUGAGAGACGGAGCAGUCAAAUUAACGACCUAACAACACCAAAACUCUGUGUUCGACUGAAUACUCUUUUUUACGCAAUUAGUCAAUUGAACAACUUGGAAGAUAGCAUUCAACAACGGUGGACAAAGAAAAAGCCUCGCGAAAAUUUGAAUAUCAGUAUGUCUUAAACUUAAGAAAUGUUUGUUUUCUUCUUUCAUUAUCUUCUUCCUUCCAUUUUCAGUCAUUAU
Molecule: messenger RNA, 641 nt
Organism: Papaver somniferum (opium poppy)
Lineage: Eukaryota; Viridiplantae; Streptophyta; Magnoliopsida; Ranunculales; Papaveraceae
Product: protein unc-13 homolog
Exons: 5
Coding region: 222-581 (119 amino acids)
Source: RefSeq, a predicted model, not a curated record